AUGGAACAAAGAAGUAGCUUUGCCGCAUCCGACACGACAUACCACAGCUUCCUCGACAUUGAACUUCAAGAACCACCAUCUCCCCCGCGGAGUAGAGGAAGCGCGGUGGUUGUUGGCUCGAAUCAUGGCGGCCAACGCUCGGAGCAGCUCAAUCCCCAUGAAUUCGAAUCGGCAUUUCCAUCGGGAGCCAAGAUGCAGCGGCAGGACUCGGGGUACGAGUCGCACGUUUCCGGAUCAGCCCGAAACUCCAUGUCCCAGACGAGGCCGGGCCACCCUUGUCGGCCAGUAUCAAACGGGUCGUCUGGCGGCGGCGUUGCGACAACGUCGAGAUGCCGAACCGUGCGGCCGUCUACGCGCCGAUGGGCGAAAUCGUACCCUCAGCCCAACGCGCAAUCACUCUGCUCGCGUGCCAAAGCCAACGCCAACGCCGCCCAGACCACUGUGUACUUUCAGUUUCCGACACCCGACCUGGAUCUGGUGGAGCUGACGGAGACGACGCCGCGACGGCAGCCGUCUGCUCCGCCGCCUCCCCCGACCACGCACUACUGGACCAGCGACAGCACCCGCCGGCUGGAGUAUGCUGCCAUCGACGCUGCCAGCCGCGGCGUCAAGGGCUGGGUCAGGAGACACCUCGUCCCCGACUGCUUCACCCCACGGCAUGUCGCCUUUGACGACGACUCGGGCAGUGUCCGUCGCUACAGGCUUGAGCUCGAGGAGGAAGACGACGACGACGAGAAGAUGCGCCCGGCGGCAAAUGGCGCCACCGCGCAGCGUCGAAAAGGAAAAGGGUGGUUCGUGUUUUCUCUGCGCAGAAGCAGCACCCUCUAG
Molecule: messenger RNA, 828 nt
Organism: Ustilaginoidea virens
Lineage: Eukaryota; Fungi; Ascomycota; Sordariomycetes; Hypocreales; Clavicipitaceae
Exons: 1
Coding region: 1-828 (275 amino acids)
Source: RefSeq, a predicted model, not a curated record